GUUUAGAGACGAUAUUUUUUUUCCCCUUCUUGUUUUUUCCCAAAUUCAGAGAAGAAUUUGAGAGAAAUGGAAGGAAAUCUACGACCUUUGGAUAAGGAAAUGGACGGUUGUGAUGGAAGCGAUGAGGUGGACCGGCUUCACGGGAGUUCAGAGACUUCAGGGAUCACCCUAGACGACGGGAAUUCGACGGAUUGUCUAUGGACGGAGAAGAAUGCAAGAUCGGGCCUUCAGAAGGGGGAUUCUGUGUCAACAGAAUGGACAGAUGAGAAACACAGUUUGUAUCUAGAUUCCAUUGAAGCAUUAUUUGUUAAACAGCUACAUAACCGCGAGUAUCAGUCAGUGGAUUUGUAUGGUCGGCUGCCAAGAACACAAAAACUGCUGAAUCAGAACAAUCUGCAAUCCAAUACCAACAGCCAUGUCUCUUUUGGGCAGUUUAAGGUUCUGCGAAGUGGCUGCUGGGAGAAGCUCAAUUUUGGAAGGUCUCGGACUCAAUCAAACAGUGGAAAUGAGUCUCAUAGUCUUCUUGGAAAUCCAUGGAUCCAGCAUUUCAGGCCAGCUUCCACGGGGAAGAGGCUAGAAGAAACAUCGGCCCUUCAGAAAAAUGAAAAUCUUGUUGGCGAAUCAAUCUGUUUAGGUGGGCAGAAGUAUGGAAUGACAACCUGUGUACUUGCAACAAGUUCAAAGCGUUCCUCUGGCAUUUAUCAUCAAGAUUCUGUUGGCAGCAAUACAGAGAUGUCAGAUCAGAACUUUGUGGAUGAAGGCUGUGGAGAAGGCGAACAAUUAAGCAGUUCAUGCAUGAAGAAAAGGGCGAGGACUGCGGUUGCUGAUGUCUCGGGCAAAGAUCAGGGCAAAGAUCAAGUUGUCCCAACUGGGAAAUCUCCUGUAACAGCAUGCACUAGUGAGAAAUAUGCUUCCCGGCAUAAAAGAGAUGAAGACUGUCAAGACGGGCAGUCUGAGAACAAAACUGGCUCUUCAUGCGUGAAGUCUAGGCCCCCAUUCUUUGAGGACCCGGCUAUGCAGAAUGCUGACCCAUCGUAACAAAGCCUAAAUGAACAAGGUAGAGAGGGAAAAGUAAAAACGCUCUUUAAGUGGAGAAAAUUUCAAUUGCUUGGUGAUCCCAGCGCAAAUGCUAUUGAGGAGGCCAAAGAAGCUGAUGACUGCUUCAUUUCAAUCAUCGAAUUACGUUAUGGUGGUAUAUACACAGAUAUAUACAUAUGUAGCCAGAUUGGUAUAGUUACUACUAACAGGCUAGUUAUCUACAUCUCUGCAUAGAAGAAUGUCUUUUUCCCUCAGUUAAUAUCUUGGUUUUUCAGUUUCUUUUUCUUUAUUUAUUUGUAAGUUGAGAACUGCAUGGUAUGUGGAAUGAUGUAAUGAAUGAAAAUUUCUGCAGAAUGAUGUUCCAGCCCUUUUUUGGUCAAACACUAGGGAUUGGGAACAUGGGGUGAGCGACUCUUAUGUAACUCAUGGGGGGCUGUCUUCUUUUUAUUUAUUUAUUUAUUUAUUGAAAGAGCAUGUUUCUACCUUGAA
This is a messenger RNA of Magnolia sinica, 1527 nucleotides long. Its product is annotated as cold-regulated protein 27. The record is from RefSeq and is a predicted model, not a curated record. Gene Ontology annotation, biological process: response to cold; regulation of circadian rhythm. The coding region runs from base 67 to 1038 and encodes 323 amino acids. NCBI's taxonomy places the organism in Eukaryota, Viridiplantae, Streptophyta, Magnoliopsida, Magnoliales, Magnoliaceae. The transcript has 5 exons.